GUAGGGCAAGGAGCAGGGAAGGCAAGCCGCUAGCCCCAACGGUGGGGCGGCGGCGGCAGCGGGGUCUUGUCCGCCGUCCUGGAGUGCCGCUCUCCCUCCCUCCCUCCCCGGCGAGGCCCUCCUCCCUCUGGCCUUCCCCAAUGUGUGACCCGCGGGAGCUACGGAGCCGAGCCUUCGGCGCCAAGACUCACCGGCGCCAACGUUCCAAACCGAACUUAGCAUCACUGACCAACCAUUUGUUGUUUCAUUUUCAGACCUUAGCAUCACUGACCAACCCUUUGGCAAGUGAUAGCUAUCUGGCAACUGAUAGCUUUUCACCCAAAUUUGGCACAAACAAACUGCAUCAGACAAUGUCAUCAUCGGAUGCAUCGCCAGACUCUAAGUGCCCAAUCUGCCUGGACAGAUUUGAGAAUGUGGCCUACUUGGACCGUUGUUGGCACAGAUUCUGCUUCCGGUGUGUGCAAGAGUGGUCCAAAAACAAAGCAGAAUGCCCUCUGUGCAAACAGCCUUUUCACUCCAUUGUGCACAGUAUGAGGUCUGAAAACCACUUUAAGGUAUAUACAGUAAAGCCUUCUGAAACAGACUCCUUUGCCAAUCCUGAUGGAAGGAGAUUCCGUUACCGGACGACAGUAACAAGGGAACGUCGUGCUUCUAGUUAUUCCCGAAGAAAUCCAACCACUAGGAGGACAGCAUCUCCUCCUGAUAAUGGGAUCUUGUUUGAAGGCCUGUCGGGCCAGACAACUGGACAGCGAAAUGCAGAAAUAAGUCACAUGAUCAGACGGCUUCAAUCGAGGCGACAAGCCAACUUAGAGGGCAGAUCUAUGCGACAAAUUCAGGAACAGGAAAUUAUUAACUUCCGAAGAGCUCUCUAUCGUGCUGGAACACGUGUUCGAAGCAUUGAAGAUGGGGGGCGCUAUAGAGACAUAUCAGCUGAAUUUUUUCGCAGGAAUCCUGCCUGCCUUCAUAGACUUGUUCCUUGGCUGAAGCGUGAGCUCACUGUCCUCUUUGGUGCUCAUGGGUCUCUAGUCAAUAUUGUACAACAUAUCAUCAUGAGCAAUGUCACUAGGUAUGACCUAGAGAGCCAGGCAUUUGCAGAUGAAUUAAAACCUUUCUUGCUUCAUAGGACAGAACACUUUUUACAUGAAUUUAUCAACUUUGCCAGAUGUCCUUUUAACAUAGAAGCGUAUGAUCAGCAUGCCAAUUAUGACUGUCCUGCUCCGUCAUAUGAAGAAGGAAGCCGGUCUGAGUCUUCCAUUAUUACCAUCUCUCCAGAUGAGGCAGAUUCCCAGGAAGCAGAAGGUAAUGCCUUCACAGCUGGUACUGACCAGGCACCUUGGGAUGAUGAAACUCCUGGCCCAUCGUACUCCAGCUCAGACCAAGUGUGUGCCACCCUGUCCACUGCUUUGGGUUCUUCAGAAUCAUCUGAUGAAGAACCUUCCACCAACACAGCAGAAUUGCUGCCUCAGGUACUACAACCUUCUGUGGAGACGAAUGGGGAUAGUUGCGAUUCCCCCGAGAACUGUGUUAUUGUUGGCUACGUGAAGCCACUAGCUGAGAGAACACCUGAACUUGUGGAGCUGUCGUCAGACUCUGAGGAAUCUGUUGCUGAUGGUGGGAAAGGUGAAGAUGUUCAGAAAGUGAAGCCCAUCCAGUACCAGAGUUUCAGUGAUACCGAUGCUAGCGGCUAUGCAUCCCCAUUCUCUCUUGGCUCCAGAGAUGGGAGUGUCAGUUGUAAAGCUAAUGUGUCCCAAUCAAGUAAAAAACGAAAAUCCAAAAGGAGUGAAAAAGGCAAAAGUAAAACAAGUGAGAAUGGUUGUUUACAAAACUCGCCUACAGAGAGAGAUUAUGAUUAUUAUGAUGAUGACUACAGCUUAUCCAAAAGAAGGAAAUCUGAAUCUUACACACAGCAUUCUGUCCGAGAGCACCGUGGCUUGAAAAGUAAGAACAAGGAUCGUGGCAUGGAAAAACAAAAAAGGAGGAGAGAGAGCAGCAGACAUAAGCACAAAAAGGACAAAAAGAAGUCAAGGACCAGAGACAAAAGUCUGUCUCGAAAAAGCCAAGUUCUCUCUCUGAGCAAUGAAAGCAUUGACUCCCAAGAACUAAGCAGAUCACGGUCUCAUAGCAAGGAAUACAGCAAAAGAUCAAAGAGCAAAGAAAGCGAUAAUUAUUUCAGAGACAGCUACCAAAGCAAGUAUGACUGGGAAUAUGGUUUUCGCAGCAGGAAUACAUCCCGAGAUAGCUAUAGGAGGCGGACUCCAUAUUCAAGGCAUUCUAGCCCAGACUAUGGAGUCCGCUCCUUUUCUGAACGGACCAAUAAUCGAAAACCAAAAGAUCAUAGCAGAAAUUAUUACUAUGAAAGGAAUAGACCAAGAAGUCGGUCCAGCAGCCGAUCUCGCACUCCUUCUCGAGGUUCUGAUCGAAUAAGAUCAGAAAAACCCAGCGGCAAAAGGAAAUAUAAGACCCGUCACCUUGAGGGCACACGUAGAGACAGUGAGGAAACCUCUUCUAUAAAAGAGAACAGUAUACUUGGAAACCUUUUGCCCAAGCGUCAGGAUGCUUACAAAAGGACAGGUAGCAUAUUGGACAGCCCACCUGAGCCUGAAGUUCUACAGAAAAAGUUGAAAAAAAUGUCAAGAAGCCCAAGUGUGGAGAUUAUUUAUGAAGGGAUGGCCACAGACAUGAUAAAGCAUCGUAAAAAGAAGAAAAAGUGGGGAAAGAAGCCAGAAACAAACCAAGUGAGCUACUCUCUCCUUUCUUCGCCUGUUGUAAUCACAAUCGACAGUGACAGCGAUAAAGCCAGUGAAAUCCAGGAUAAUACUGAAUGUGACAGUAACAUUUCCUGGAGUCCUCCAGUUCCAUUACCCCAAAAUGAGAGGCAGACAGAAUCCCCAUCAUCAGUCUUGGAAGCCAGAGAUGGUAAUUGUGACACAGCUGCCCAAGCAGAAAAUGCAAACAAGGAAAGCAGCGUUACCCCCACAAGGAACGAUGUAGGUGAUGAAACUCUAAAUGGAGCUGAACAGCCGCAGGGAACAGGUAACGCGCGUACUCCUUCUGUGACAGACAAUAGUAGUGCCCCAUUUGGCCCAGGACAUGAGCUGAGCAAUGGAGAAACAGAGUCUCUCGCGCCCUUGCCAACCAACAAAGCGUCCUUGUUACGUCUGUCAAAGCUUAGUGAACAUUCAUGUCAGCUGGACUUAUCAAAACAAAAUGUAUAGCUUUGUAAUCAAUGUUUUAUGAAAGUUUUUUUAAAUAGAUUUUUCUGGGGUAGCACCAAACCUUCCAGUUUCUGUGCUAAGAUUUAUGAAACUACUUCUGUGUGAAGUACAACUAGCCCACUAAAUCUAGGAAAUCUGCAUCCCCAGAGUCAACCAACCAUAGUUUGAAGAUAUUUUUUUUAAAAAUUACAGAGAACAAAACCUUGGUAUUGCCAUUAUAUAUACAGUGCGCCCGCAUCAUACGCAGGCGCGUCAUACGCGGCUUCCAGCAUAUGCUGGAAGCCUGCUCUGGAAGAAGCCUUGGCACACCCAGAAGAAACAAUGCAUUUUUUUUUGUUAAACGGUGGGGUCCAGAACAGAUCGCCCAAGUAAACAAAGGGUGCAUUGUACAGUGAAGGACAUCCUUUUGUUACUCCAGCAUAUACAGUCGUCCCUCCGAAUUCAUGGUUUUGAUUAUUCAUGAGUUUGCCAGCUCCUCCUCCUCCUCCCCCUCACUCCUUUCCAUCCCCUUCCUACCCUACCCUCCUUGCCUCCUUUUGCAUGCCCCCCACCUAGCUUUGUCUUAGGAGGCUAGCAUGGGGCCUUCCCUCAGUUCAGGGGCACUCCUGGCAAGCCACCAGGGAGAUAUCACCGGGCACAUGCCCUGCCCCCCUCCACCACUGCCAAAGGCUGCCUGCUUGCUUCUCCUCUCUCCCUGUCAUGGGGGGGGGGGGGAAUGGAGGAGGGGACUUGAAUAUCCAUGAAAUUUCAAAUUCACUGGGGUUCCCGGAGCGAAUCCACCACAAAUUCAGUGGGAUGACACUAUAACAGGACUUGAACAUCUGUAGAUUUUAGUAUCCAAUUGGGUAUCCUGGCGUGAAACCCCAGCAGAAACCAAGUGCCCACUGUAUGUGUCAACUUGAUUUUUUGUACUUCAGCCAAAAGGAAACAAUAUUACUAGUUGUUGCCACCCCUUUUUUCAGACUGUAUGUUAUCUGUUCCUUAUGCCACAAAAUUGUGUUAUAUUUUCUCUUCUGUAAUAUAGAUCCACAAUAUCUGCUUUUUAAAAAAAAAAAGUUAAAACUUAGAAAAUAAUUUUAUUGCUAUUGGGGUGUGGGUUUUUUAAAAUGUGAAAACUGGGGGAAACAAUUUUACAUUUAUCAUAGGCUUAAUUUGUAUAGUUCACUUUGCCCUGUGCUAAGAAAACUUUCUCUAAAAAUGUAAACUUAGGAAAUCAAUUCUGUUUGUUUUUUUAAUUUGAAAGUUAGGGGGGGGAACAGUUUUACUUUUGCUAUAGGCUUGAUUUGUACAGCUCAUCUUGUUAUGUGUUAAGAUAAGAAAACUUCUUUUCUAUCAGGGAUUUUUCUUUUCAGUGUGCACCAUUCAUAGGCUGAGGUCUCUGUUUCUGCUGUUUCUCUGCCUCAGACUAAACCUCUUGCUUGUUGCCUCUUCCUUGCUUCUGUUGAUCUCUCUCUUGUAGGCAUAUAUGUAAGGUUAAUUUAGUUUGUUAUUUAAAUCAAUACUUCACAACAGUUUUAAAAUAGAUUGUUGAAAUCUCUUUGAAAUGUAUUCUCAAAUAAAGAUUAAUUUAUUUUUCUUGCA
This is a messenger RNA of Sceloporus undulatus (fence lizard), 4796 nucleotides long. Its product is annotated as E3 ubiquitin-protein ligase Topors-like. Gene Ontology annotation, biological process: protein polyubiquitination; protein monoubiquitination. The transcript is spliced from 3 exons. Bases 141 to 3215 code for a protein of 1024 amino acids. The record is from RefSeq and is a predicted model, not a curated record. Lineage: Eukaryota; Metazoa; Chordata; Lepidosauria; Squamata; Phrynosomatidae. Gene Ontology annotation, molecular function: ubiquitin protein ligase activity.